CGACGUGCGGGACGGAAGUAGAAACGCGAUAGACGGCGACUCCGUACGUUGCAAAUGGCAGACUGUGCGUGAUUAUCUAGGUAGAGUUAGACCGUCACUUUGUUCUCAUCGUGUAUCAACGUAAUUCCUUUCUGUCGGCGAAGGAGCGGAAGUUAGUCUCUUUCUGGAAACCGACGGACGCGUCGUGCAAGUGGAUCACGUCAUCGAAUUCUUAACACUUGGGGGGAGGAAGCGGCCGGCGAGCGAGCGAACAAACGAACGCACGAGCCUUGAGUGAGGAAUCCGUGAAAUCGGGAUCGGAGCUCGAUCCGGACGGUGGAUCGUGGACGAUGGCAAGGCUGGUGAACAUUUGGCGGGACGAUGACCCGGUGGAGUUGGCGAGCAAGCAAAUGCCGCUGAUGAUCGACGAAAAUCUGACGAUGAUUAUGGAUGUAAGUGGUUUGGGAGCUAUCUGUGAUAAUCCCUUGAUCAAUGGCAAACAACUAGAAGAGUUUACCAAGAAACUGUCUUUACUCACAGCAGAAGAAAUUAAGGCAUCUUUUGAAGUUACUUGCAAGGAUAUGCUUGCUAUUUUGGGUCAAGCAGAACCAUGUGUUGGUUGCCGAAGAAGUGUUGAAAGAUUGUUCUAUGAGUUAAUGAAAUCAGGACAUCCUGCAUUAGAUCCACUGGUCAUCACUCCCGAUGGUAUGCUUUCUAUAAAAGAUGAUGUUUUAAACUCGCCUCAACAGCUUUGUACAUUAUUGCAUGGACACAGCACUAGAUUAAAUAAUUUAAUGGAAAAACAGCAAAGGAAUAGAAAAUCUCAACGAUGUGUACUGCAUACUUUGGAGAUUCAACGGUUACCACCAAUAUGGAACUCUUGGAGAGAAGUGUGGGAUUGCAUGGAACUACCAUGUCGGCAGGAAUUAACUUUGAUAGAGACCGAUACGCUUGAUGAAGCUUUAGAUACUUAUCUACGUAAACAUAGGUUUUGCGCCGAAUGUCGAAACAAAGUAUUAUUGGCCUCGUCUCUCCUGACACGAGAACCUGAACCUACGAAAGAAAAAGGUUAUGUAGCAGUUUUAUAUUCCGGAAUUAAGCGUUGUAUAGCCGAUCAUCAUGUUCACUUACCAGCCAUCACGGAAUACAUGACUACUCUCCUUGGUCGCGCACAACCGUGGGCACUUAUGGGAAGGGAGCGCCACGCGAAAACGCUGGAAAUUGCUCAAGAGGAAGUACUUACAUGCUUAGGAAUAUGUAUUGCGGAACGAUUGCACAGAAUACAUCGACGAAUGAAGGAAGAAGAAACUGUAUGUAAAGUAUUAGCUGCUGUUGCAGUGGACGCGUUAUCUAGGAACUUCCAGAUGGCAGUUGAAGUGAAACAAGGUAUUUCUCAAUUGGAAUUAUUGUACGAGGAACUCACGAGAGAAGAAUUUGCGAAGCAACAGAGGCGUGAAAAAUUACGACUCAAACGCAAGAAGAAGAAGGAACGUCGCAACGAAACAGAGGAAAAGGAAAAUUCCUGUGAUUGUUCAAAUGAGAGGCAAAGUGAAACCCCCUGUACCUGUGCGGAAUCGAAACCGACAACGCAAAACAUCGAUCGGCAUAAAUUGCAGGUCUUAGAUCCGAAAAAUAAAGGACCACCGACGUGUAAAUGUCCAGAUUGUUUAAAGAAGCAAAAAACGCCUAGUAUAUCACAGUCGCAAAAUAAGACAGAAUUAGCAUUCCCUGUGAAAAAGAGUCCACAGAAAAUUACAGUUAAAAAAGAUAUCUCCGAAGCGAAGAAGAAACUUAGUACAAAUAAAUCAAAACAAAAUAGUACAUCUUUCAAACAAUUAUCUCAGGAGUCAUCCGAUAUUUGCGAGUCAUGUAAGGAGAGUGAGAAAGUCCAUGAUGAGAAUCAAUGGCAUUACGAUGACAACUGUAAAGAUUCCGUUACUAACGAGUUGGUAGAUGCUUGGAUAACAGAACCUAGUGAGACCAAGUAUACUGUAUGGAUAGAAAUGAAGAAAUGUUUUGAAAUGACAGAGAGGAAAAAUUCUUCGAGUGAACAAUCGUCUCAAGACUGUGGAUAUUCUUCCGAACAUAAUAUUAGCAGUUCUUCUCUUCCUAGCACACCAGAGGGUUCUGAAGUAGCUUGCAGUGAUGAGUGGUGCGAUCACGAAGGAACUUGUCACGAUAAACUUAAUCAUUCCAGUUCUAGUAUCUCUUUACUGCAGGGAGGUGGAUUGACGCUUUCGCAAAUGUUAAAGGAUUUUUCUGACGAUGACGAAAAGGAGAGUUAUAUUCCAGUAGAAGAAGUGUUAGAAUUCAAGUCAAGGAUGUGUCAACUCACGGAAAAACGACAGGAACUUCGGCAAACACUCAGAGAACGUUUUGCCAUGUUGUGCAACCAUCAGAAACCACUUAACAUUCUUCAUUAGAGAAAGAAUUCCUACUAGCUACGGUCGACUUUCUGAUGAAUAAAGCACUUUAUUAUGUGUAUAUCAAGCCAAAAAAAACAUAAAUACAACAAUAUUUAUCUCAACAAUCAGAAAAUUGCAUCUAAUAAAUAAAAAAA
Molecule: messenger RNA, 2539 nt
Organism: Pogonomyrmex barbatus (red harvester ant)
Lineage: Eukaryota; Metazoa; Arthropoda; Insecta; Hymenoptera; Formicidae
Product: gametogenetin-binding protein 2-like
Cellular component (GO): cytoplasm; nucleus
Source: RefSeq, a predicted model, not a curated record